Corticium candelabrum is the source of this 854-nucleotide messenger RNA. Its product is annotated as charged multivesicular body protein 2a-like. The record is from RefSeq and is a predicted model, not a curated record. Gene Ontology annotation, biological process: protein transport; late endosome to vacuole transport; endosome transport via multivesicular body sorting pathway. NCBI's taxonomy places the organism in Eukaryota, Metazoa, Porifera, Homoscleromorpha, Homosclerophorida, Plakinidae. Bases 56 to 721 code for a protein of 221 amino acids. Gene Ontology annotation, cellular component: multivesicular body; ESCRT III complex. The transcript has 7 exons.
GACAUCAGUUGUCACAAGAUCUCUUUUCUCUCAAUAGUCAGCACAUCUAGCCGUCAUGUCAUGGUUGUUUGGGAGGAGAAAGACGCCCGAAGAAAUCCUGAAACAGAACCAGCGCGCUCUCAAUAAGACAAUCAGAGAACUGGAUCGGGAGAGAAGCAAGUUAGAGACACAAGAGAAGAAGGUCAUUGCUGAUAUCAAGAAAAUGGCGAAACAAGGACAAAUGGAAGCUGUGAAAAUCAUGGCGAAAGAUUUAGUGAGAACCCGGCGGUAUGUUAAGAAAUUCAUUUUGAUGAAGGCGAACAUUCAGGCUGUCUCACUGAAAAUACAGACUAUGAGAUCGACAGCAUCAAUGGCUAAAGCCAUGAAGGGCGUCUCAAAGGCUAUGGCCACGAUGAACAAGAAGAUGAAUCUUCCAGAAAUACAGAAGAUUAUGAUGGAAUUUGAGAAACAGUCCGAGAUCAUGGACAUGAAAGAGGAGAUGAUGAGUGAUGCUGUGGAUGAUGUGAUUGGAGAGGAAGAUGAUGAGGAAGAAGGUGAUGCUAUUGUUCAGCAAGUUUUUGAUGAACUGGGGCUCAACCUGGCAGACAUGUUGUCUGACCUUCCUUCUACGGGUGGCCCACUCCAAGCUAAAUCCAAAGCAGCUCCUCAGGCUGCGGCUGCUGCUGCUGCAGAUGACGACUCUGACCUUCAAGCUCGAUUGGACAACUUGCGGCGAGAAUGAAUAUAACUUUUUAAUUCUUCCACAUAUUUAGCUGAUGACUAGUGUAAUGAGCUAUAGUAUAAUAUCUACAAAGCUUGGCGUUUGUUUGUAUAUCAUGUAUCAUAAAACGGUUUAACAAUUGUUUCCAAGGCAA